Molecule: messenger RNA, 10696 nt
Organism: Chelonia mydas (Green sea turtle)
Lineage: Eukaryota; Metazoa; Chordata; Testudines; Cheloniidae
Gene: KDF1
Product: keratinocyte differentiation factor 1
Exons: 5
Coding region: 2662-3918 (418 amino acids)
Biological process (GO): regulation of epidermal cell division; keratinocyte development
Cellular component (GO): cell junction
Source: RefSeq, a predicted model, not a curated record
GCCUGUCUCCCACGGACAGUGAUGGAUCGGAGGUCGUUGGGACUCACUAGAGAUUGCUCACGUUGUCCGGGAGUUUCUUGUUUCACCUGCUGGACAUCUGAUACCCCUUCUUCUCAGCUCACGCCGCUGGCCAGCCUUUGGUACAUUGACUCCCUCCCUCCAGGCGGAAUGGAAGCCAAAGGGAGAGGGUCUUUUUCCCUGGGCUAGGGCAAAGUGAUGCUUUUCCAGUAGAUCCAGGCUUGCUUUCAUACCAUUUGGUUUCCUGCUCUGCUCGCUGGAAAGGCUUGUGAGGCCCAGUAGCCAAAGCCACCGGGUUCUGAGCAAGCAGCUGCAACGUGUCACUAAAAUCCAGCCGUCCCCACACCCAGCACAUUGGCCUGCGUGCGGCCACGGGCUCAUGUUUCACAAUUCCUGGUGCAAUGUGUUUGUGGCCAGUGGUCUUUGGAGCUUUCUGUUAACAUACAAGGGGGGGGGGGGGUCAAGUUGGUGCUGGGAGUCCAGGCCUUGAUUGGAGAUGGGGGACCAGAAGCCACAGAGCUACAGAGAUUGAGUCAUCUCUAAAAAGGCAGCCGCGUGGCAAUCGGGAAGAUGGUGGGAGGCCAUCAGCUGCAGUAACGUUACACCAGGAAGGGAAAGAGGAGCAGAGGAAAGAGCAGGAGAGUGUGGUGCAGUGGGUAGGGCAAGGCACUGGGAGAUGAGACCCAUGGGAAUAUUCCCACUGUGCCGUUUAGGUAAGACACCUGAUGAAUCUGCCCCUCAGUUUCCCCACCCACCCUGUGCCAGCCGCAAACCCUGACUCCAGCAUCCUCCUCUCCCUUCCCCUGCCUCGGGGUGCGAUGGGUAUUUCUCAAAAGGUUCAGUCUUUGCAUCCAGUUUGGUUAAGCACCAAAUAUUCAGGUGCUACCCAGCAUAAUCUGAAACCCCUAGGUCUCCUGUGACCCCUCUUACGGAGGCUGUCCAUAAAUGACAUAACAAAUUUUUUGGUGAUUUUUAAGACCCACACACCUCUUGUAACACCAAAACACACAAAAUUAAGGAACCAAGGACCCAUCCACACCCUAAUGCGUUAUGUCAUUUAUGGACAGCCCUACUGGGUUCUGCCCCAGACCAAGCCCCAUAGAUAUGGAAACAACUCACCUACCAGUGCCCCCUUGUGGCUGGGUGUGGGUUUGCUGGGCCUUUCCCUUGGUCAUCAGCUGCUGCCAGGACAUGUGAAAGUUGAGUCUGCUUCUGGGGCUGCCAAGUCCAGCUGUAAGUGGUCAGGCCCCCAAGCUGUCUUCUCUCAGCUGCCCUCUUCAAAGUCUUUAAGAUGUUCUGAGCAACCAUGACCCCCCUGGAAGCCAGUGGCUGUUGCAGAUGCUCACUGCCUGCCUCCUGAGAUCAGGCCCGUAGGCAGGAUCACAUCAGUGACAUAGGCUUAUAUUGUUUGGAUUCCCCGCCUGAGACACCACGAAAGGGCCUAAUUUCCAGAAGUGGGUGCUCUGUCUUUUCUGCAAAUCUAGGCCUCUUCAAGGUGUCUCAUGAGGGGCACUGAAAAUCACUAGCCACUUUUGAAAAUGUAGGUCAGUGAAUUGCCAUCCCAAACCCAAGCGUUCAAAACAUGAGUCAGGCCCCUCCCCCAAAGUCAUGAGAUUGGCUUAAAAACCAGGGGAUUUUCAAAACAGUAUAUUUGGGGCUCUUUUUAUUUGCCUUUGGUUCUUGAGCCAUCAGAUGUCACAUCUUGAAGUUUUUCUCUGCAACCACCGGGGCUAGAAACUUGCUUCUUUUUGUAAAGGAAAGCCAAUAGUCUCAUGUAAUCACCUGAGUCCAGGAGCUGGGGCUUUAAGAAAAGCCCCCUAAAAUCAGGAGACUCACCAUAAACCCAUGAGAACUGGUAACAGUGUCCCAUAGCCGGUAGCUUUUCACUGCAGUUGGACAGCGGCACAGGUUGGCUGGCCUGGAGUUGGGCUCAGCUUUGCCGAUGACACAGUAACUAUUCCCCAGCUGAUCCUGCUUGGAUAGAUUAAUUGCAGGAAUUGGAUGCACCUGGGAAAGAGUCAGGACUGGGACACGGGGGCAGUUUAAGAAGGAUGAGAGCUCAAGCCUGAGGAAGGCAGAAAUAGUUUGUAUUUUCAUGUGGGAUUUGCUGGGGUGGGGAGUCCUGUGAGCCGCAGCCCCAAAGGAAGGGUGAACCUUGAGAGACUGUAGUGUGAAUACAGGUACUCAGUGGGCCUAAGAAGAGGUUGUGAGAAAGGCAGGCUGAGGUAGGAAGAAGCUAUGUGGGGGUCCUGACUAGACAGACCUUGCCUGCUUGUUACUGGGUCCCUGGCCUGGAACCCAGAGGAAAGGGAUGGCCUGGGUUCUACUGAGGAAGGUAGUGGAAAGACCUUGGAGACUAAUGGAGUAAUGAUCUUGGAUCAAAGACUUGGUGUGAGGCUGUUGGACUUUGUUACCCCACAAGCAGUGGGAUUAGAUGUGAGCUGGCUGGAGGGCUGAGUCGUGAGAAGAGGGGGCGACUGGAGGGGCUAUCGGGAUGAGGUGCGAGAGAAGACCCUGCCAUGCCAUUCCCAGUCAUAGCCGGUCAGAGCUCUUACACUUGUGAGGAGCUGCCUAUGGUUCAAGAGGCCAAUCUACCAGCACUGGUGCUGUCAUGGACUAGAUGGGUGCCUGAGGUGGUGAGCCAUGCUGGGCAGGAGAACAAGACACCCCCAAGAAAUAACCAGCAAGCACCGGAUGAACCUAUCCCACCAGGAUGCUGUGCCCCAAAGGAUCAACCCAUCCAAAGAGUGUGACAUCAGCCUGGAGGUGUUUAGCAAAUCCACACCUGAACUCAAACAGAGCCGCAAGUUGGCACAGCAAGCACGGGACAGGAGAGCCCGCAAAGCUGACCUCAAAGACUCCAACGGGAGGGAGGCAGAAACAAUUACCUUUAUUUCUGGCACAGCAGAGGCUCCCCAGACCCAGAGCUUGUGCUGUCUUUCUUUGUCUCAGGCCUGGAACGCCUCCAAGGCUGUUCUCUGCUGUAUAGUGGCCUGUGGGGGCUGCUUUAAGAAUUGCAGCAUUCACAUCCCCUGCAUGGGUCACACGGAGACUUCAACUGAUGAUGGAAGAAACAGAGAGCAAAAUGGACGUGUGCCUAGCAACAGCCCUGCCAACAUCUCCCCUGUUGAAAAGAAUGGGAACCAGAUCAAAAAGAACACCAUGGGGAGCAGCUUCAGCUACCCAGAUGUGAAACUGAAGGGGAUCCCUGUCUAUCCGAACCGGAGCCCUGGCAACCAUACAGAUGCAGAUUCGUGCUACAAAGAGCCCCUGCCAGAGAAGACCUUCAGAAACAGCAUAGAAAAGCCACCACUCCCCAGCAGCCACCGGAGCUCGGAGGAGUAUUACUCCUUCCAUGAGUCUGAUCUGGAUCUCAGUGAGUUGAGCAGCUCUAUGUCCAGCAAAGAGAUUGAUGUCUUGAUCUUCAAGAAACUGACAGAGCUCUUCAGCGUCCACCAGAUUGAUGAGCUGGCCAAGUGCACAUCAGACACAGUCUUCCUGGAGAAGACCAACAAGAUCUCAGACCUGAUUAAUAGCAUCACUCAGGACUACAACCUGGAUGAGCAGGAUGCUGAGUGCAGGCUAGUCCGAGGCAUUAUACGCAUCAGCACCCGGAAGAGCAGGGUCCGGCCCCCCAUUUCCAUUCCUGCCACCAAGAGCCACGAGGAGAAGAUGAGCAGAGGAAACCCACCGGACAGCGGCAAUGAAACCAUGCUGGAAUCCCUAAUCCCCAGCCAAGACGAUUUGGCUGUGCAGAUAUCGGAGGAAACCACAGCAGAUGUGAUAGCCAGGAACAUGAGGCGGUUCAGCGCUGCAGGGUCUCCAAUGAGCAGAGCUUCCUCCUACCAGGACACAGAGACUGAUUCGUCUGGAGCACCGCUGCUUCAGGUUUACUGUUAGAAUAAUGGACCGAGGCAGGACUCUGUGGCGGGAGAGGUCGCUGGGCCUUACAGCAAACAGAGUUCCUCAUCUCUUUUCAUAUAGAACAUGCUAUGCCACUUUAUUUUCUUCAGUUCUCUUUUCCCUUGUUAAAGUUCAACUUGCCCCUCAGUCUGUGGGGUGUAUUGGAUUAUUUUUCUGUGUGUGGGGGAUCAUAACAGAACCUUGAGGAAAUGGACCAUGAAUCUAGUGAACUUAUUCAGACAGUGGGAUGUGAGUUCUGGGAACAGAAGAUGGACAAGGGGAUACUGACAAAGGGAACAUGUUCUGCCUUUGUGGGAACUUGCGGUACUACUUCCACUCUUGGAGUGCAGUUUUAGUACCCAACCAGACAUCCAGCUGUUGCCCAGCUCCAAGAGUCAGCUGUACAGUUUUUGCCCUUCUGGUACUGUAGAUGUUAAUGUAUGUUGUGUAGCUUUGUUGAUGAUAGGAAUGUCUUUACAUUUGCAGCAAUUCUGUUGAGGUGAACUCCAAGGCUGUAAGAACACCCGUUUAAGAUCCCAGAUGUCUACUUACCGUUGCUGGCCUUGAUUGUCCCAGAGGCUGAGUCCUCUAGGCACAGUAGCCAGACAAGCUUUCUUGACAAAGUGCCUUACACCUGUCCUGGAGGGACCACCUCAGAAAAGAGAGGGUAGUUCAGCCUUCAGGGUUCAUUUAAUCCUUGGCCUCUUUGUAGUGGGUGCCAACAAAGCAACCAAGCCAAUUAAUGCUAACUACAAUGUGGACAACUUGUUGACGAGACUAACUGGACUGCGACCCAACUCUUGUCUCUCAGGUUAUCGUGCAACCAUUGAAUAACAACUUUAAAUCACUGCCAGUCUGGUGAGAACCACUGACAUGAGGUAUUAAAUAGACAAAGGUGUUGAUUUAUAACUCAUUUGCCAAUCAGCUUUUCCCUCACUCACCUGCCAAGGCUUACAUAGCCCUUGGUGAUCACAUGAACUGCUGGAGAAAGCCCUGACCUUGGGUCUUAGCAGGUAAGUGAAAGAUCAGACUUUUUUUAAAAUUACAAAUCAGUCCUCCCUGUAACUCUGCCUGUGUGUUUGGGAUCUUAAAUGCUCCUUAGAAAUGCUCCCUGGAAAACUUUGCUGUUGCCUUUAAAGGGAGGGAGAAGGGCUUUGUGGGGGAACUCUCCAUGUAGUAUAUGUAGGGAACUGAUUAUUGCUGUGUAAAUGUGACUCUCACCCCCCUUCGCACAGGGGUGUUCAGUGUACUCAGCCUCUUUCCUAGGAGCUGUGGCCACCCUAAAGGCAGCAAACUGGGUGACCUUGAGGGCUGCAGCUUUGCAGAAGCCUGAGGGCUGCACCUCAUUGGCAUCUCCACUGGCUCGUUUAUCAGAAAGUAAACACACCCAGCCGUGAGAUUUGUUUAUACACCUCGGUGCCUUAGCAGGGGAAAAGGAAAUGCUCGUUGGUGGAAUUAACCAGCAGUGAAACCGGUGUCCAGUGUUGCUAGAGACAGACAGUGGCAAAGGUGGGCUCUUGCCCUGGUGUAUGCCGCACUUCUGUGCUUAAGCAAAGGAAAGGUGUCUUGAGCUUGUAGGUUGGGACUCUAGAGCCUGUGUUUGCCUCCUGUGCUUUUCAAAGAUUUGGAGCUUUUGGUUCCUCACUUCACUAAGUAGGGCUUAUAUAGCUGCCAGUUGUGGACAGAACCCCUUUGAAACAUACCAUUCACCUGAGCCACAUUUAAGUCCCACUCAGACCUACUUGCUGUUCUUGUAAAUUACUUGCUUUUAAAAAAUACAGAUUCAAUCAUAUCACUUGAAACAUCAGAAACACUAGCUCAUGAAUCAGUUUUGACUCGGCAAUGAUAUUUAGGCUAAAUAACUGAUCCCACAUCACUUCAAAGCUUCUUCCACAUUUGCCUGUGUUUUCUUGUGGCGCUGUGUUCCACGUUUGGGCCUUUGGCGGGCUCAGAGGGAUGGUCUGGCAAUGCGGGGGCCACUGAAGUUUUGGUGAGUUCGAUUGUAUUUCCUUAGGCUUUGUUUUUAAAGCAAUGAAAUGUAAAUUUGAAAAGGCCCUCCCGCUUGUUCAUGUGAGGACCUGACUCCUGGCAAACAGAGACUGACUGUAAAUACGUAAUAUUUUACAUACUACAUUUGAUGGGCCUUGCUGACUCUUGGCUUCUGAACUAGUUUGUAAAUAUGUAUUUGGAUAAGUUUGCUUUUUUUAAAUGCACAUUUACGUGACAACGUAGCCUGGCGCCUACUGCUGGAACAAACUGGUUCCAUAUAGCACCUAUGACGAGGCAGUUUCAGGAAGAGCUGCCAAUGGCUGUUGCCCAGAUGCAACAGCAGACUUUUACAACUGUUUAUACAGCCACUAUGCCAAUGGUGCCUGACAAUGUAUGCGUCUUAAAACUCCGAGUGAAAAAACCAGUGGGUGUUGGAGGUGUAAAACAAUCCCUGAAACUGGCAAACCUGUUGUAUGUUAUGUCGGACUCCGUCUUUCUGUUUUUUGUUUUUUUAAUUGCUCCCUAUUUAAUUAUGCUUUAAAUUUCAGCCUGAAGCAGAUUUUAAGCACAUCCUUUGCUGAAGGGUCUGGGAGAGAAGGGCGUGUGUAGUGCCCUGCAGCUGGCAGACAGCAGUGCUCCAGCUAGAAGUUUCUCUUGUGGUUGACCAUUGUGUUAAUGACAGGUUUCAGAGUAACAGCCAUGUUAGUCUGUAUUCGCAAAAAGAAAAGGAGUACUUGUGGCACCUUAGAGACUAACCAAUUGUGUUAAGUCUGUAUAUCUUUUUUCCCCAGUUGAUUUAAUGCAGCCUGGUGUCUGGGGAGCAAUGAGGGUCUGUGUAAAUAAAGUAGUCUCUUGGGAGCUGUCUGUGUGCAGGGAAAUGUGUGGGGGGGAGUUAAUAAAGGGGAGACACUGUCAAUGACAAUUCUACAGAACUGAGGCCAAUCUUCUCUACAGUGUCUCUCUUCUCCCCCCCACCCCCAAAUCUUGUACUCAUUUAAUCCAUCUGGAGGAGCCACACCCUCAUGAAGCGGGGUGGGGGUGGGGGUGUCAGAGCUUUUUGUUCUCCUGACCCUCUGACUUGAAGGACCAGUUUUGCCUUUUUAAAGUCAGUUACUCAUCUAGCAGCUAGUUUGCAAAGUCCUGCUCCUGCACCUGCUGUCGCGCUCCUUUUUUGGGGUGGGGAGGGGAUGGGAGGGAGAUGGUCAGUCAAAGGAACUCCCAUGUCUCUCUAGCCUUGUCAUUAGACGAGGGAGUGUGGCUGCUUGUAGGGUAACUACCUUGUCAUACACUUUUUCAAAGGUAUGGGGGUGUGGUAAGAAUUGGUGCCAGACCCUUCUUUCUCCUCUUUGCAAGACACUUCCUAGUGACAGUGGGGCUCCAUUGAGACCCGAUUGUUGGAUUGGAAGGUGGUUGGUUUGGGGAGAGGGAGGGAUUUAAAUCCCCCUUGUUAGGUCAGGGGUUGCUAGGAGCCUUUCAGUCUGAUCUGAAAUCUGGAGCUUUCGACAUCUAAGUUGCCAUUUGAAUGGUGCUGCAGGCAGUAAUGAUUGAAAACUCCCCACUGUUGCGUGGCUGGUGUGAAACAAGGUGUCAAGCCAGUGAUUCCCAGCACAACCCCCUGUUCCAUUUGGGAGCUACGGCUCUCUGUCUAGAGAGGCAAAAGAUUGAGACCAAACUCCCCACUUGCUUCUGCAGAUAGACCCUCCAUGUGGAGGUCCAGGGAAAGACGUUUGGACUGCAUUUACCCGUUGGGCUAAGUAGAGGACAUCAGACUGUAGACCUGUCAAGCUGCCAUCUUCCACCGGCACUAAAUAUCCAGUCAGACCCCUGCAGGGAGACAGCCUUCCUUUUUAAUGUUCUUUAUUUUCAUUUAAAAAAUAUGAAGGGAGGAAAAAAUCCUUGCUCUAGGCUGGCAGUGGGUCUUGGCUGGAAGGGCUCUGCCAGGGAAGAACCUUUGCUUGUGAACAGAGCUGGUUUAUUGAUGAACCAGGGCAACAGGUAUAUAGAACUAAUACGGCCAGCUCCUCUUAAGUGGCAGUAACUUAAGCUGCCUUUCAGCCAGCUUUCUGAAUAGCUGCCUCAUCCGGGUCCUGCAACUGGGCUCUGGCCACAGAAUGUCUUCUCCACCAUCCCAGUCUGUUUCGAAGCAGCUUUGGAAGAGGGCCCGACAGCUUGCAGCCAGCUAAUCACAGGGCAGCCCCCUCACAAAAAGCCACUCUAGGAUGCGCCACUUACUCUUUUCCAGCUGCUUUAUGGGACCCAAGUAGGUUUCCCUUCUGUUUGGCCAGCUUCCUGUUUGGGGUUAGCUUAUUUUGAAUUAGUGGUGGGGAACGGCUGAUUACCACAGAAUUGCUCUGUUGUUUUGUACUAGUGAUCAAGCAUAUUUUUGACGCACCAGGCCAUCCUAAAAACUGUGACUCAAGUUAUUACUUAUUUGUACUGCAGCCGUGACUAGAGGCCUCACCCACAAUUGGGAGCCCAUCAAGUUACCCACUUUGUACCCACAUCGUGAGACAUGUCCCGGCCCCCAAAGAGCCAUGUAAUCAUACCAAGCUGGCCCUUGGUUCCAAACCCUCAUUAAUUGCUGUUCUCAGAAUAUUUCUAGGGAGUAACUAGGAUGUCUUCUGCCACCUUAGACUGUUUAAAAUAAAGAUCUGACAAUGCAUCCAUCUCACUUCUUGGUUCCUUGUAGAAUAGCAGUGAAAGUGCUUUAAAUUCUCACUCCCGAGCCUGGGUGUCACUUUGUUUUUUGACUGCUGUGUUCUCCCCAUUCAUGCCUGGGUGUUGAAUGAAUUUGCAACAUCUUUUUGCUACUGGAAGAGUUGUCAUGUUUGUCAGUCCAGCAGUUUCUUAGGCUGUGCCUACGCUACACAGCUUUUAGCAUAGCUGCUGUUUGUCGCCUUUUCUGCUGACAAAAAACUUUCACCCCCAACGAACGGCAUUUGCCGGCAGCUCUCCUGCUGACAACACGCAGUUCACGCUGACGCUUGUCGAGGAAAAACUUUUGUCUUUUAGGGUUGUUGUGUUUUUUUUAACACCUCUAAAAGACAAAAGUUUUGUCAUUCAGUUGUCAGUGUAGACCUAACCUUAGUUGCUGUAUCUGGAUCCACUCUGAGUUUCAGUAUUGGGCGUGGUACUGAAUGGGGCAAGUGAUCUUUUGGGAAGAAUAUGGUGACUAGGGAACUCGUGCCAUAACACUAAAAGAGACCAAGAGCUGAGCAACACAGGAGGACAGGGAUUUUUAGGCAGACUGGUUUUAACAUACAUUUACCUCCAAUGUCUAAAUGAACACCUGUGAGAGAGGAUUUCCCCCCUCCCACCGCUCAGUUGAGAGCUCACAAAACCUUCAACUUAUGGGUGUUUCCUUAAAAGAGAGUCUGAUUCAUGAUGAAUCUAAGUGUCAGUGCUAUCUCAUUGUCUCACACCUGUUAGUUACAUAAAUAUCUGUGGAUUUAACCCGAAGCGGUCUUCAUGAUGAACAUACAUGCAGCUAAAAUCAGCAGGAGCAGGACUGAGGUUAUGUUGGGAAACCACCUGUGAAUUUACUUCCUUUUGGGAGCUUGAGUCAGCAUCUUUAUUUCACUGUUGACGUCUUUGUUUUUUUGGUUAAGUUUUUCAGUGAAAUAAAUAGCAAGUCUCUACUGAGCAUGUGUCUUAAUCACCAUUGGAAAACCACCUAAUGGCGCUCUUCAGAGAUUUUAUGAUCUGUCACAUGACUAUGCCCUUAGCAGAAAUCCAGGACCAUGCAGGUCAUUGACCUGAGCAACCAUGGUCCUAUUGGCAAACCCGGGAAGUGGGUGGGCGCAAGCCCAUGGUAGCAUCUUCAUCCUGGCUGUGUUUCUCUGCAUACAUAUGAAUCUAGAACAUCCUUGUGCAAAAAUCAACUCUAUAUGCACAGGCCCCUGCUUUCAACCCCCUUGGCAGUGAUUCAGUUUUAUUUUGUUAAAGUUAGCAAAAAGCGAUUGAUCUUCCUGUGAAUGAACAGACUCUGGUUAGGUUUGGCAAUUUUGAUUGUAUUCCUGGAGGUUUCAUCACAUGACAUCUUUAAUUCCUGGAGACUCUGGGACAAUUCUGGAGGGUUAGCAACCCUAACUCUGGUCUGUGUUUUUUUAAUUACUGUUUGGAGCAUGCAAAGAAAAGCAAAUAAACGCCAUGUUCCUCUCACCCACCCACCUCUUGAAAAUGACUGAAUGGUUUCUUUCCAUGUGGUCAAAAAGUGAUGUUGGAAAAUGGACUGUUCUACCUUGAUCCUUUCCCAGCCCAGUCCUUAUUAGCUUCCCCCCUUAAAGUGGGAGCUGCAGCCUCUGUUCAAAUUAAAAAGCAGUGAUUUUAAAUGCCUAGUACUUGUUCUUUCUCCUGCGAGGCUUCGCUAUUGAAUAGUUUGUUUAUAAAGCAGUACCACAGCCUGGUUUGCUUCUCGUACUGUUUAAACAUGUAGCUUAAAAAGCUACACCAGGGGCUGGUGUUAGAAAAAGGAAAGUGGGAGGGGGAGAGAAUUGUAUUUCAGCCUGGAAACACCUCUACAAAGAGUCUUCAGGGCUUUGCCUAAAUAUGUGGGAAGGGAAGAGCUGAGGCCCCCUGAGGAUAUGUCUACACUGCAGCUGAGAGUGAGCAUCCCAGCCCAGGCAGCCAGAUUCAAGCAGGGCCUGAGCUAGCCUGGAUGUUGCAGCUUGGGCUGGAGUUCAGGCUCUGAAGCUUAGGAAGUCAAGUGGGCUUGAGAGCCAGAGCCCCAAUGUAUACAUGACAAUUGUUAGGAUGCUAACUCGAGCCCUGCUAGUAAGUGUCUCUA